GGACGAGAGUGGGAGGAUCUUGCGAAUCCGGAUCUGGAUCCAGAGCCUCCAACUCUGCCAUAGGAUAAAAAAGUUGAGUAUUAAUAUUUGCUAGGAAUGUUAAACAGAGAUGCUUCUUAGACAUUUCAUCAGACUUCUCCCCAUUUGGGGACAAGGAAAAAAAAAAAAAAAGAAGCGAAGGAACACUGCAUUGGCCGGGAAUCGAACCCGGGCCUCCCGCGUGGCAGGCGAGAAUUCUACCACUGAACCACCAAUGCAACCGACAACCGCUCUUUAGUGGCCCUACCUGAGCUUGUAAGAGGUGGAGACGGCAGUGGUCAGGCAGAAAGUGUAGGCCCGGGGCUCUGGGAAGGAGUGGCCCCGAGUAGCUGACGUGGGUGGAGCGCCAGACCAUCCUUCCUCCCGCCCGGAUCCGGCCACCCGGCCAUAAAGUCGCCCCAUAUGGCCAGGGGCGGCCCCACACUCGGGUGCGAACAGCCCGGGGCCCCGAGCCUCGCGUGCAGACACUUUAUCUGGAAGCCUCCGAGUGUUCACGCACCAUUCUGCAGAGGGUCAUGUUCUUGGUUUGAGAUGCUGAAGCCGCUGGUGGAGAAGCGGCGCCGGGAUCGCAUCAACCGCAGCCUGGAAGAGCUGAGGCUGCUGCUGCUGGAGCGGACCCGGGACCAGAACCUCCGCAACCCGAAGCUGGAGAAAGCAGAGAUACUGGAGUUCGCCGUGGGCUACUUGAGGGAGCGAAGCCGGGUGGAGCCCCCGGGGGUUCCCCGGUCCCCAGCCCAGGACGCCGAGGCGCUCGCCAGCUGCUACUUGUCCGGCUUCCGCGAGUGCCUGCUUCGCCUGGCGGCCUUCGCGCACGACGCCAGCCCGGCCGCCCGCGCCCAGCUCUUCUCCGCGCUGCAUGGCUACCUGCGCCCCAAGCCGCCCCGGCCGGAACCGGUAGAUGCGAGGCCCCAAGCGCCGCGCCCACCGCUGGACCCCGCCGCCCCGGCGCCCGGCCCUGCGCUGCACCAGCGCCCCCCAGUGCACCAGGGCCCCCGUAGCCCGCGCUGCGCCUGGUCCCCGUCCCCCUGCUCGCCCCGCGCCGGGGAUUCCGGCGCGCCGGCGCCCCUCACCGGACUGCUGCCGCCGCCGCCGCCGCCGCCGCCGCCGCCGCCGCCGCCGCCGCCGCACAGACAAGACGGGGCGCCCAAGGCCCCGCCGCCCCCGCCGCCCGCUUUCUGGAGACCUUGGCCCUGA
Molecule: messenger RNA, 1233 nt
Organism: Zalophus californianus (California sea lion)
Lineage: Eukaryota; Metazoa; Chordata; Mammalia; Carnivora; Otariidae
Gene: HES7
Product: hes family bHLH transcription factor 7
Exons: 5
Coding region: 442-1233 (263 amino acids)
Biological process (GO): regulation of transcription by RNA polymerase II; anterior/posterior pattern specification; regulation of neurogenesis
Cellular component (GO): nucleus
Molecular function (GO): protein dimerization activity; RNA polymerase II cis-regulatory region sequence-specific DNA binding; DNA-binding transcription factor activity, RNA polymerase II-specific
Source: RefSeq, a predicted model, not a curated record